Molecule: messenger RNA, 4029 nt
Organism: Halichondria panicea
Lineage: Eukaryota; Metazoa; Porifera; Demospongiae; Suberitida; Halichondriidae
Product: sushi, von Willebrand factor type A, EGF and pentraxin domain-containing protein 1-like
Exons: 16
Coding region: 172-3891 (1239 amino acids)
Biological process (GO): proteolysis
Molecular function (GO): serine-type endopeptidase activity
Source: RefSeq, a predicted model, not a curated record
UCAGCACUUCAUUGCCCAAACCAUAUAAAUCACCACCUACACAGCUGUUAUUGCAUUUAAAUGAGCUUAAAAGCUGCUUACUGCUAUUUAUGGUAGUCUAGCUAGUUCCGUCCUGUAGCUAUUGAAGUAGAUUAUAGCGUCCGCAAUAAGCAUAGCCUUUCUUUGAAAAUCAUGAAGUGUUUAAUUGUAAUCUUCAUUCUGAGUUACAUCUCUCUUCCUUGCUUGUGCAGAAGUCAAGAAAAAGAAAUUCCAAGCUCUUGUGGAAAUUUUAUCCCAUCUGCUAAAGAUGAUAAAAACAUGUUUGAAGCAAGACCAGACUCCAGACCAUGGCUAGUCUUGGUGUGGGUCUCAUGCAAGAGCUUGUUUUUCGAGAGUGGCAGCUCGGCUCAGCUGUUGGUCAAGACGUGUGAAGGUGCAAUAGUUGGUGACAAAUGGGUGCUGACAGUUGCUAGCUGUUUCGAAGACUGUCAAGGUGGUGUGGAGCUGGCAUCAGCCACUGUUGAUGUAGGACUGCACAGUAGUGAUAUUCGUAAGGAGAUAGCAGCCGGUAGAACAAGUGCAGAAAGAAUUCCAGUGGAUAGAAUCUACUCGAGUGAGAAGAAUUUCAGGUCUGGUAAUAUUGAAGAACUUGUUGGACAGCAGACAGUGCAGAAUACAUCUUUUUCGAGUGACCUCGCUCUUCUGCAGUUGAGCACAAGUGCAGGGGAUCAGAAUCGAGUGAUUUCUCUACCAAACUGUUCCAAAAAACUUCUUCCCACCUCAAUGCCCUCUCAAAAUGGAUCUUCACAGAUGAAAAAGAAAGACAGAUUCUUACCAACGGCGUCUCCAUUGAAUGAUCAGACACGCAGCAGUAGAGAAAGGAAGAGUCAUGAUGCUAGUGAUACUAUUGAGGGUGGUGCGGACAGUAACUGCCUUGUCAGCAGUUGGGGAGGUAUUGCCAGCCCAACUGCUGCUCUCCAGGAGAUGGGUUUGAGGCUGCUCUCACAGGAUGAAUGUGACCAAAUCAGUGGAGACUCCCUGCUUACUCAAGGACUUGUCUGUGCCGGUGUGUCCACUAACAGCUCUGUCUCAUUGGCUGAAUGGGAGAGGGUGGUGUCUGACUUCCGGCCAGACUGUGCAGUGCAGCAGGGCACUCCACUUGUGGUACCGCAGGAGGUCCAAGGAGAUGAGAUGGGGAAGCAGUGCGAGUGGAAGCUUCUGGGGCUCUUAUCUUUUGGAUUGGGCUGUCACCAAUCCAGGAAUGAUACACAGUCUGAAAAAGAAGGCAACAUUUCUACCCCUGGCUUCUUCAGUAGUGUGUGUGGGCAUGUCCCCUGGAUAGAGGCCACCAUAGAACAGCAUGAGGCUCUUGUAUCUGCUGCCUGCCCAGUGCUUCCCCAGCCACCACCCAACGGAUACAUCUGCUCCCGAGAAGGAAGCUCCACCCUUAUAGUGGAGGUGUGCUGUGACCAGGGCUACCUACUGGAGGGGACGGCCAUGUUCAUUUGUAACCCUGUCAGUGGCCAAUGGGAGUCGUCCGUUCCUCCUCAAUGUGUCCCUGUACGAUGUCCACUCCUGGCCACCCCCUUGCACGGCUACACCUAUCCCCCAUCCUGCAACAAUUCAGUGUAUCAGACUAGCUGUUGGAUAUCAUGUGAUGACGGCUACUCCCUCAGCCAUGGGAACGGGCUGAUGACUUGUGUUGAUGAUGGUUUUUGGUCUACUCAACUUCCCAACUGCAUACCCACCGAUUGUGGCCCUCCUCCCUCGGCCGGUAGUUUGCUGGCCAGUUAUUCCUCAACCCUCAUCAACUCUACGGCCAUUUACACCUGCUCACACUGCCACACUAUGUUGGGUGUGGCCAACGAGAACACGGAGGUGGUGUGUGGUAAUGACGGCAAUUGGAGAGGAUUCAAACCAAUGUGUGCACCUGUCCACUGUCCUCCAGUAAUCGCACCUCCUUACGGCUCAGCUCAGAUCCCAUCCCUGCAAUGUGGAGCACACGUCCGCUACUCAUGUGAUCCCAAUUUCAAUCUGAUUGGUCGCUCAGAAGCCGAGUGUUUGGGUGAUGGAACAUGGAGCUCACCAACACCCCAUUGCACAACUGUAUCCUGUCAAGCCCCUAAGAUAGUCGGGAGCAACUUUGCCGAGGACAACAGCAGCUAUCCAUUUGGUAGUGUGAUCCAUGUUGAGUGUGGCCGAUGUAGGGAGAGAAUGGUGGAUGGUGUGAGGACAGACGAGGACACUCUCACCUGCACCACAAAGGGGAGGUGGGACAAGACAAUACCAACCUGUCGAUGGUCCACCUGUCCCUUACCUGGGUUGCUGGACAACGGUGCUAUUGAGCCACUGGGGCAGCUGUAUUUCUGCGGAACCACGGUCAAAUUCUCAUGCAACCAGGGCUAUAUACUGAAUGGAACUGGAACAAACUCUUCCAUGUGUAUAGUGAAUGGAACCUGGACAGAGGAAUUUCCAACAUGUGAAGAACUCCCUGUGGAUUAUUGCCCUCCUCCUCCUUCACCACAAAAUCACACUCAUUUUUGUGGGUCAAAGCGCACAAGGUAUCUCCACUCUACUGUGACGUACUGUUGUGAUGAUGGCUAUGAGUUUAUGAAUGGAGUGGGGGUGGAAACCGUGAGGUGUGAAGAGAGUGGAGGAUGGAAUGGAACUGCACCCACCUGUAAACCUAUUACGUGCCCAACUCCUGUCCUGCCAGUUAGUUUGGUCGUCUCAAGAGUGCAGCUAGGAUAUACACAAGGUCAUGAGCACACGUAUGGUAGCAAAUCAGCCAGUGAAUUUAGAUAUGGGACGAGACUGACUCUGAGAUGUGUGAGUUUGGAGCUCCGUCACUCUGUGGGCGGUCACAAGCACCUGACAUGUGGGAGAGAGGGUCAAUGGGACCACCCAGUGCCAAGCUGUCAAGCCACAGGAUGCUCUAUUGCUUGUGAGGCCCCAGCUCCACCGAGGAAUGGACGAAUAGUCAGCAUUAUCCGACCAGGAGUUGGAACUGUUCCAAAGAGUUUAAAUGGCUAUCGUGGAGUGAUUGUCGGAGAUGUAACAAUAUACAGGUGUAGCCAUGGUUACUAUCUUCACGGUAGCGGGAGCCGGAGGUGUGGCAGCAAUGGAGUGUGGAGUGGACAAACACCUCGUUGCCUAUUAUCUGAUCAACCUCGGAGUCGAUUCAUAUCACGUAACCCUAUGAAUACGACUCUGUGGGAAACUGCUGACUCUGCCUACUUCCUGUCCACCAAUACGAUCUACCUCGCCUGUCAGAUCAGCACUGAGGGGGUGGGAAUAGCGUUACCCAUCAGGAAGAUUGAUGGACCACCAGUGAGCAGGGUGAAUGCUAGGAUGAGGGCCUAUGGUAGCCCAUCACGAAGCACACAGCUGGCAAUUCAGCCUCGCAAUGCAGCUGGUGGACACUCCAUGGCUGGGGUCUACCUCUGUGAGGUGCAGUCUGCCAGUGACAGCUCUCUCAGAAUCAGCAAGACCCUCACUGUGCAUGUACAUGAUGUGCUGUGUCCAACUCCCAGACCACCAGUUCAUGGAAAACUGGUAACCAUGGGAACAGUACUAGGGAGCUGUCUCCAUUAUCAGUGUGACAGAGGCCACACACUAAUUGGCUCUGACGACAGGGUCUGCCUCCCCGAUGGAAUGUGGACCGGAACCACUCCACAAUGCUUGAGUUUAUUCAAUGCUACCUGCUCGUCACCACCUCCUGUUGACCAUGCGUCUUUGACCACACCCAUUUCAUCUGGGUCAUAUCGUAUCAACGACAUAGUCAGUUAUGAAUGUGGCCAGGGCUAUCUGGUCACAGGGGAAAGCAGUCGACGGUGUCUGGGUGGAGAUAGGUGGAGUGGAGAAGGCCCAAGGUGUGAAAGGGGAGGCGAGAAAAAGGGACAUGAAGAAUAAUUAAAAAUGAAGGAUAACACUGAUUUUGUAUGCCAAUACUUGUAGGAUUCACGAUUAUGUAGAUUGAACUGGCUGUAAAAAAAGUGUAAUAAUUAUGUUUGUAAUCUAAUUAUUAUAACCAUAAUAAAAUAAAUAUAC